CAGAGUGGAGUAACGCUGUGGCGAGAUGAUGAGGCGAGAGUCUGGCGACACAAGCUGAAGUGUACCGGCAGUGAGUGAGCUUUCGUGCUGUCGGUGCCUGCCUGUGUACGGUUUAGCCGUGUUAGCAUUAGCGCACCUCUCGGCAGGAACACAACAAGCUCUCGUGGUGUUAGCUUAUCCGCGCGGUUCUUCAUCUGCACGGUGACGAAAUGUCUGCUAAAGCCAUCUCUGAGCAGACAGGGAAGGAGUUCCUGUAUAAACACAUAUGUACGACAGUGGCUGUCCAGAACCGCUUCCUGUACGCCACCGUCACUGCCGAAACUGACUGGGACCGACUCACACAGGAUCACCCAUGGCUCCUGACUCAUCGAUUAGUUGUGAAGCCCGAUCAGCUGAUCAAGCGCAGGGGGAAGCUGGGACUGGUGGGCAUUAACCUUGACCUCCAGGGUGUUCGUGUUUGGCUGAAGUCACAUAUGAUGAAAGAAACCACAGUUGGAAAGACGAAGGGGAUCCUGAAGAAAUUCCUUAUCGAGCCAUUUGUGUCACACUCACAGGAGGAGGAGUUUUAUGUGUGCAUCUAUGCCACACGCGAUGGCGAUCAUGUGCUUUUCCAUCAUGAAGGAGGUGUGGACAUCGGGGAUGUCGACUCCAAGGCCCAGCGUCUGAUGGUCGGUGUGGAUGAGAAACUUGCUGCUGAUUCUGUGACUGAGCAACUGCUCACAAACGUCCCCGAUGAGAAGAAGGAACUUCUGGCCAGUUUUAUCGUAGGACUCUUUAACCUGUACGAGGAUUUGUACUUCACCUACCUGGAGAUCAACCCUCUCGUCGUUACGCAGGAAGGUGCGUACAUUCUGGACAUGGCGGCCAAAAUAGACGCCACGGCCGAUUUCAUCUGCAAGCCAAAGUGGGGUGAUGUGGAGUUUCCUCCUCCCUUUGGCAGAGAGGCCUACCCUGAGGAAGCCUACAUAGCAGAUCUGGAUGCUAAGAGCGGUGCAAGUCUCAAACUCACCAUACUGAACCCCAGAGGGCGUAUCUGGACCAUGGUGGCGGGAGGAGGAGCCUCUGUCGUCUACAGUGAUACUAUUUGUGAUCUGGGCGGAGUGGACGAGCUGGCGAACUACGGCGAGUACUCUGGUGCUCCAAGUGAACAGCAGACCUAUGACUACGCCAAGACCAUCCUCUCACUCAUGACUCGUGAGAAACACAAUAAUGGUAAAGUUCUGAUCAUUGGCGGAAGCAUCGCUAACUUCACCAACGUAGCAGCUACAUUUAAGGGCAUAGUGAGAGCCAUUAAGGACUAUCAGAUUCCUCUGAAGGAGCAUGAGGUCACUAUAUUUGUACGUCGAGGAGGACCGAAUUACCAAGAAGGCCUCAGGGUGAUGGGAGAAGUUGGAAAGACCACUGGGAUACCCAUCCACGUGUUCGGCACAGAGACUCACAUGACCGCCAUUGUGGGUAUGGCACUUGGACAUCGCCCAAUCCCGAAUCAGCCUCCGGUUGCUGCCCACACAGCCAACUUCCUGCUUAAUUCGAGUAGCAGUGCUGCGACACCAGCAGCAACCAGAACGGCUUCAUUUUCUGAACCCAGACCUAGCAACGAUAUCACACCAGCUAAAAAACCUAAACCUGGAGUUCCACCAGUGUCCUCUUUCUGCCAAACAUGGUCAGUGAAGAGUGCAUGCAGCACCGCUGUCAAAGAGCACAAGAGCACAGCAAAGCAGAGCGGAGCCAAAGCUACCACUCUGUUCAGUCAGCACACUAAGUCCAUAGUGUGGGGGAUGCAGACGCGAGCGGUUCAGGGAAUGAUGGACUUCGACUAUGUUUGUUCUCGUGAUGAGCCCUCAGUAGCCGCCAUGGUUUAUCCUUUUACUGGAGACCACAAGCAGAAGUUCUAUUGGGGUCAUAAGGAGAUCCUGUUACCCGUGUACAAAAACAUGGCUGACGCAAUGAAGAAGCACCCAGAAGUGGACGUCCUGAUCAGCUUUGCAUCUCUGCGCUCGGCCUUUGACAGCACGAUGGAGACCAUGAACUACCCGCAGAUCCACACUAUAGCAAUCAUAGCUGAGGGAAUUCCUGAAGCGCUUACAAGGAAACUUAUCAAAACAGCAGACGAGAAGGGGGUCACCAUCAUCGGCCCAGCUACGGUGGGUGGGAUAAAGCCAGGCUGCUUUAAGAUUGGGAACACUGGUGGGAUGCUGGACAAUAUCUUGGCAUCAAAGCUGUAUCGCCCAGGCAGCGUGGCAUACGUGUCCCGCUCUGGCGGCAUGUCUAACGAGCUCAACAACAUCAUAUCUCGCUCCACUGACGGCGUGUACGAGGGCGUGGCCAUCGGAGGAGACAGGUAUCCCGGCUCUACAUUCAUGGACCACGUGCUGCGUUAUCAGGACACGCCCGGGGUGAAGAUGAUUGUGGUUCUGGGAGAGAUCGGCGGUACAGAGGAGUAUAAGAUCUGUGAUGGUAUUAGAGAGGGCAGGAUCACUAAACCUGUGGUCUGCUGGUGUAUUGGUACCUGUGCUACACUCUUCUCCUCUGAGGUGCAGUUUGGUCACGCGGGUGCAUGUGCUCAUCAGACCUCUGAGACUGCUGUGGCGAAGAACGUGGCAUUGCAGGAGGCUGGUGUUUAUGUUCCCAGGAGCUUUGAUGAGCUUGGAGAUGUCAUUAGGACGGUGUAUGAUGAUCUAGUGGCGAGUGGAGUCAUUGUUCCAGCACAGGAAGUUCCCCCUCCUACCGUGCCAAUGGACUAUUCCUGGGCCAGGGAGCUGGGUCUGAUCCGUAAGCCAGCCUCCUUCAUGACUAGUAUCUGUGAUGAGCGGGGACAGGAGCUGAUCUACGCUGGCAUGCCCAUCACUGAGGUCUUUAAGGAGGAGAUGGGUUUAGGCGGGGUUCUCGGCCUGCUCUGGUUCCAAAGGAGGUUGCCCCGUUAUGCGUGUCAGUUCAUUGAGAUGUGUCUUAUGGUGACAGCGGAUCACGGCCCCGCUGUAUCCGGAGCUCAUAACACCAUCGUAUGCGCCCGUGCUGGGAAAGACCUCGUCUCCAGCCUCACAUCCGGCUUGCUCACCAUCGGUGAUCGGUUCGGUGGUGCUCUGGAUGCAGCUGCUAAACAGUUCAGUAAAGCGUUUGACAGCGGCAUGCUGCCCAUGGAGUUCGUCAACAAGAUGAAGAAGGACGGCAAACUCAUUAUGGGCAUAGGACAUCGUGUCAAAUCAAUUAAUAACCCAGAUAUGAGAGUGCAGAUCCUAAAGGACUUUGUGAAGCAGCACUUUCCUGCCACACAGCUGCUGGACUACGCCCUUGAUGUUGAGAAGAUCACCACCUCCAAGAAGCCGAAUCUGAUCCUGAACGUGGAUGGUUUUAUUGGCGUGGCUUUUGUGGACUUGUUGCGAACAUGUGGAGGAUUCACUCGAGACGAAGCGGACGAGUUUGUGGAAAUCGGUGCCCUGAACGGGAUUUUUGUUCUGGGACGCAGCAUGGGCUUCAUCGGUCACUACCUGGACCAGAAGCGAUUGAAACAGGGCCUGUACCGCCACCCGUGGGACGAUAUCUCCUACGUGCUUCCUGAGCACAUGUCCAUGUGACCGUCAUGGCCACCGUGUUCUGUCUUUACCCUGAAGGCUGUGUUUAAUAUUUAAGUAUAAACUGGAGGUGGAGGGUAAAUGAAAUGCCCUGUUUACGUUCACGUGAAGAUUGGGGAACACUUAUUAAACAUCUGUCGCUGUGUCUCUCUGCUGCGUCUUACACACACUAGUCAACUUCCCCUAGCACCUUUUUAAGUGUGCUUCAGCAACAUCACACACACACACUCCAACAGCAAGAACACUGCAGUGUCAUGAUGGCAUGCUAGCAUUUUAGCUGAUUGGUUUACUAACUACCUUCCAGUUGGCUACUGUAACAAUCAGCUGGUUUCAUAACUAACUGUCUAGCUAAUCUGAUAAUUAGUUGUCUUACCAGACCACUAAAUAACUACCCAGCUCGAUGAUUACCUUCUAGUGUGAUCAGUAGCUGGUUUCAUAACUAAGUGUUUUUCUGAUUGACUAGCAAUCAUCAUAUAUAAACCAUUACAACUAGCCAUCUUGAUAACUACCUGCCGGUUUCAUAAUAAACUGUUUAUGUUCCUGACUAUUUAGCUUGAGAUCUAGAAGAGUACCUUAAAAGCUUGAUAACUACCUUAUUAGCUGGUUUCAUAACAAGCUAGUUUUGCAGAUCGGACUACUUAGUUGGAAGCUAGUUAUCACAUUGGCUAGUGUGAUUAUGUUGCAAUUUCAGAACUAAUUACCUUCCUUGAUAUCUAGCGAUCUUGCUACCAAGCUUUCUCUCAUCUUGUAUAAUACCUAGCUGGUUCCAUAACUAACUACUGUUUUGUAUUCCAUUAGCUGAUAGGAAGCUAGUUACCAAGCUGGCUAGUUUUCACAGUAGCUUGUUAGCAGGAGUUCUAGUUCAUGAAAACAAUUGGUCAUGAAACCUGUUAGUAAUUACACUAGCUUAUAGCAUGACGGUAACUUUGAUGACUAGUACUCUUACUAACCAACUAUGAUAACUAAGCAGGCUUGGUGACUAGCUACCUAUUAGUUAGUAUACUGUGAUAGCUAGUUAGUUUUAUAAAUCUUUAGUGUUAUAAAUUUUUCCAGAUCGGUGUCAAGCAUUGUUGGUCAUUUUUGCUCUUAAAGUCACUUUAAGCGGAAGUGGACGAGGGUUGCGUUAAAUGCGGGAAUGAUUACUCUUGUUGAGAGAGAGCACUUUUUUGUUUAUUUUAACUUGGGAAUAGUGCGACCUUCACUCACACACAUACACACAGAGGUAUUGUAAUGAAGGACAGAUUAUGUUAACACUGGCACACACAAACCUGCUUUACUCACUAAUGAAAGCUGUUCAGGUUGUUUCUGUCAGGUCAGUUUGCGCUCAUUACAGAAACUGAAGACAAUUUGAUGUUUGCUUUUACUAUUUGUGUGUGUGUGUGAUAGAGAGAGGGAGAGUGUGUGUGUGUGUGAGAGUGUGUGUGUGUGUGUUACAGCCUCAAUCUAUGCCUCGGUUAUCGCUGUUUCUCAUUCGCCAGCCUGACCGCAUGACCUGCAUCCUUCUCUAAUCACACACAUCACUUCCUGUGGGUUUUGGUUUUUGGGGGAAAUUCUUCAUUAAGACUGUUUUUAUGUUUCUGUAUUUAAAUGUGAAAUCGAGCUGCUUUUGCUAUGUUACAUUUACUUUCUUAAUUUUUUUUUUUAAUUUAUGCCUAAAACUGUAAUAUUGUAGUAUAAUAAAGUCAUUCUUGGUUA
Molecule: messenger RNA, 5267 nt
Organism: Tachysurus fulvidraco (yellow catfish)
Lineage: Eukaryota; Metazoa; Chordata; Actinopteri; Siluriformes; Bagridae
Product: ATP-citrate synthase-like
Exons: 30
Coding region: 210-3575 (1121 amino acids)
Biological process (GO): acetyl-CoA biosynthetic process; citrate metabolic process; tricarboxylic acid cycle
Cellular component (GO): cytosol
Molecular function (GO): ATP citrate synthase activity
Source: RefSeq, a predicted model, not a curated record